UUUUUCAUUGCAGGGUUGCGGGGAAUGAUCGAAUCGCUGUGUGUUGUGUGAUUCGUUAACGCGCGAGAAGCAUUGGAAGAUCAAGUCUUAGUGUGGAGAUGGAGGACUGCAAACCGCAGAUGAAGGACAAAUCUGGAUGGGCGAGAGAGCGAAGGAAGCAGGCGAGGAUAGAAGGCAGGCCGUACGUGAACAGCAAAGGGAAGCUUGUGGAGGCGCGUCAGAUGGGCUCUGACUGCGGCUGCCGUCGGAAGUGUUUCGCCAAGGUGCCCUUGACUGUGCGAGCCGCCAUUUUUAACGAGUUUUACCGCCUCGGCAGCUACGACGAACAAAACGCCUACCUGUACAAAUUGAUUCGUCGAGGGAAACCGUCUCGACAGCGAGGAAAGGACCCGGCGAAGGCGCGAGGCAACUCGUAUCAGUACUUUGUUGGCGUUCACGGUGUAGACGUGCAGGUUUGUCGGGAAGCAUUCGCGCACAUCCACGCUGUGUCAGCGCAUAAAAUCCGGAUUCUCUGUCGUAAAAUGGAAAGGAAUGUGGCGUAUCCGAGGGACGAACGAGGAAAACACGACAACCGGAAGAAGACCCCAUCAGAAACGCUGAACAAGAUCAGAAGUCACAUCCGGUCGUUGGUGGAAUCCGGUCGACUGCAAGAAUUUGUUCGGGAACCCGCGGGUGCGGGGAUGAACAUUUGCAAGAUGUGGAAGGAUUUCUUGAAACAUUAUGACGCACGAUUUGCUGAAUACGUGAUUAGCAAAAAGUCUUGGAUCACUUUGAAGACUGGCGAGAUUGUCGAUCCGUUGGCCAAGCACUGGAUUUAUUCGAAGGUGUUCCACGAAGAGUUCGAAGAAGAUGUGAACAAAGCUUUGUCGCAGGAAGCAGAGCAAUUUCCGCUUCCCGAAGCGGAGGAAAUCUUGGACGACGGCGUGGAAUCAACACAAACCCACGUGGAAGCAUGUGUGUCUGAUGUCCCUUCGAGCAGCAUUGCUCCUGUCAAUUUACUCAUGGAGCCGAGCAUGCAGGCACAAAUUUUGCAAGCAUCUCCAGACCAGUACGUUGUUGUGCCAGUGACGAUCACGCAAAUGCCAUUGUCCUGCUUUGCCAACAUCGUGGUUGCUGACUUUCGACCCUCUUUCAUUGCCUGAGACGAUUGAUCAUAUUGUGUCAGAUUUUUUUUUUCUCGCUGCUCGGUACAAAUUUUAAUGCGUUUCUGGCUUUGUUGGCAAGGCUGCGUAAUUUACCGAUGCGUGGAUAUGAUCUCCUCACGUAGGCACUAAAGGUUGAGCACAAGCAGAACAACCAUUCGCCUUGUUGGUAUAUUUCUCAGAGCCCUGGUUUUUCUUUUUGUGGUACGUGAGCGUGAGUUUCAGUGAAAGACGAUUUUUCGUGCAUUUAAAAUGUCAAAAUGAAAGUAGGCUCCCUUCUUGUCAAUGGGGAAUCCAAGUAUGGCACGCUUAUUGUUGUUGAAAAAGGUGAGGGGAUUUUCACUUUUUUUUUCCUUGUGUAGUGGCUUUGAAUGCUGCUUUUCUGUGCUUUUUUCAGUCAGUAAUGAAAUUGUAGGAGGCUGGUGGAGAGAAGUAAUUCUUGAAUCUUCAUACUGAAGAGGGAAGUUUUGAAUCCGAAAAUCAUUGAAAUUUGACACUGGCGUCUAGUAUCCGUGCAGUUCUCUGAAAAAAAUUCUGUAAAUUAUUGAAGAUAGUAGAAACAGAAAGAAAAAUUGUCUUGUGUGAAUCCAUCUGGACGUACAGGAAGCGUAAACGAUGUUUUUCCUCUGUAAGAACUGAGAUGUCGUUUAAAGGAUAGUGAGACCGACAUGUCUUCUGAUGUGGAAGACCUCUGGGAAUAAAAGAUAGUGAGAGCGGGAAACAAGCUUGCAAUCAUGUCUUCCAUGAGAUUUGCGAAAGAAAGAAAUCGUUCAGAUGAUGAACGCGUAGUUGAGCGGGGGAGGUUUUGAGUAUUAUUUACGGUGCAGUGUUAUCGAGUCGUUAGAAGAGUGAGAUUUCGCAACCUCAUUGAUUCUUUUUUUGAGUACCAAAAUUGUUUCGAGUCAUUGCAUGAUCUCAGUGUUGCGUUGGACCUUGUUUGCUUCGCAGUGUAGUAGAACUCCGUGUGCUGCUUUUUUUUUAACGUUGUGUAUCGUGAUGUGAAACGGAAGUAAACAUGGAAAUGUAAGGCCAUGGAUUUUCAUUUUGCUGCCGUCUAUUCCAGUGGCCCCUGACCUUUUCAGGCCUGUGGACUGGCAAACUUUCAUGAAAUUGUUUGCAGACUGGCAGAUUUCCGAAACAUUCUUCUGCAGACUGAACCAAAUGAAGCAACUAUGGUGUCAUGUCUUCAAAAAAUUACAAAG
Messenger RNA from Notodromas monacha, 2344 nucleotides. NCBI's taxonomy places the organism in Eukaryota, Metazoa, Arthropoda, Ostracoda, Podocopida, Cyprididae. The record is from the annotation of a GenBank genome assembly.